Malaclemys terrapin pileata is the source of this 8395-nucleotide messenger RNA. It is a transcript of the gene FOXO3, whose product is annotated as forkhead box O3. Gene Ontology annotation, molecular function: RNA polymerase II cis-regulatory region sequence-specific DNA binding; DNA-binding transcription factor activity, RNA polymerase II-specific. The coding region runs from base 1392 to 3365 and encodes 657 amino acids. The record is from RefSeq and is a predicted model, not a curated record. NCBI's taxonomy places the organism in Eukaryota, Metazoa, Chordata, Testudines, Emydidae. The transcript has 3 exons. Gene Ontology annotation, cellular component: nucleus; mitochondrial matrix. Gene Ontology annotation, biological process: regulation of transcription by RNA polymerase II.
UGUAGUAGCUUGGAAACUUGCCCCUCUGCUUGCGGCUUAGCUCAUCAGCCCUCCCCGUGGGCGGGGACAAGGCUGCUGUAUGGUUAGGUUGAGUCUCGCUGCGUGCGUCUAUAACUUUGUGUUGCUUGCUGCUGCUGGUGGUUAGGAGAAGGAAUGUGGAAGUCAGUAGAGUGCAGGGUGACAGGCUGGUCGGGCGAGCUGCAGCAGCAGCAUUAUUUCUCCCUGGCAGAUCAUUUGCUUUUCCCCUUCUGUUUACAGAGGUAUCGUACGGUUUUUUGCUUUCUCCUCCUUUGCCUUUAAAGGGAAGGCGACUAGAAGCUGAAGACGCAGCAGCAGGAGAAUCAGGAAACCAUGCACCAGCGCUGCUUUUUCCUCCUGUGAAUCUGGAUCUUUAUUUUUGCUGGAGAGGGUAGAGGUUGCUGCUGGUUCUUCCCCUUCCCUCCUUCCCCGGCCGAUGUGUCUUUCUCUGCCUCUUUUGCCAGUGUUUUUUAAAUGACUUGAGCGAAGGGGGGAAAACUGUCAAGAUGGCAGCAGCAGGAGCAAGGAGGUUAUGAAUGUGGUGUUGAUGCUGGAACAAAACCCAUCCUCUUGGCAGCCCUACGGAGGGCUUAAAGCUUCUGGACCUGUUGGAAGACUGGUGAUUUGAUUUGUUUUUGUUUUGCUUUCCUCGCAAGAAGGGUAAAAAAUCCAGAGUGGCGUUUUCUUCCCCUGUUCGGUUGGUUGUGAAAUUUAGUUUUGUAUAUAUAGAGCUAUAUAUUUUUUGGAAAGUGGAAUGCAUAACUACGGCAAAUGCUAGUGUGCAAUUGGAGGUACAUUAAGACUUCAGCUCCCUUUGGGGCGUUUUGAAGGAGGAAAAAGUCAUCAAUGUAAUGUGAAGGACCCCUCUCUCUUUUCCCCGGACAGAGAGAGAGAGAAAAAGGAAAAGAUCUACCAGAGCAGCCGGGAGCAGGCUUGGUGGUGUUGGAGGGGUCUCUCUCCGAUGGAUACAGCGUGAUUGCCAGUGGAGCACUUCUGCAGCUGCAUGGAGUGAAACAUAAACAAACACACACCACUGAGCUGCACCAACUCCACUGCGUUUGGGCUGCUGUUGGCGCCGUCCCCCCACCCAUCUGGUUCCAGAGGCGCAUCUGGAACCUCUGGCCUCGCCUGAUCCCUUAUUGAUCGCCUUGUGAUUAUUAGUAGUAUUUUGUGUGUGUGUGUGCACUGUCUGCUGGGAGAGGGGGCGGGGGAAGGCAGGAGGCUGCAGGACUUUAAUGGAGAGUGGCAUGUUCACUCGCUCCCCCCUGCCUGGUAGGCACUGAUCCGCAGCGGCAGGAGGAGGACUGGGGUCCGGACCUGUCUAUCCCAUCGCAGCACCAGGAGCAGCAGCAGCGGGAGGAGGGGAAGCCAAGAUGGCAGAGGCGUCUCCCCCUGCCCCCCUCUCCCCUCUGGACGUGGAGCUGGACCCCGAGUUCGAGCCCCAGAGCCGGCCCCGCUCCUGCACUUGGCCCCUACAAAGGCCUGAGUUGCAGGCGAGCCCGGCCAAGCCCUCGGGGGAAGCGGGCGCGGACGCCGCCUCCAUGAUCCCCGAGGAGGAGGACGACGAGGAGGAAGGGGGCAGCUCGCCCAUGGCCAUCGGCAGUGCCGUGCCCGGCGGAGGGGAAGCGCUGGCUCCGGAGGAGGCGGCCCGGCUGCUGACCCCGCUGUCCGGGGUCGGGACGGAGGGCUCGGGCCAGGCCCCCGGGGCAGCGGCGGCUGGGGGCAGCGGGCUGAGUGGGGGGCAGCCGGCGGCGGCGCCGCGGAAAUGCUCGUCCCGGCGGAACGCGUGGGGCAACCUGUCCUACGCCGACCUGAUCACCCGCGCCAUCGAGAGCGCCCCGGACAAGCGGCUCACCCUGUCCCAGAUCUACGACUGGAUGGUGCGCUGCGUGCCCUACUUCAAGGAUAAGGGCGACAGCAACAGCUCGGCCGGCUGGAAGAACUCAAUCCGGCAUAAUUUGUCACUUCACAGUCGAUUCAUCAGGGUACAGAAUGAAGGAACUGGGAAAAGCUCUUGGUGGAUGAUUAAUCCAGAUGGUGGAAAAGGUGGGAAGCCCCCACGGAGACGCGCUGUUUCAAUGGACAAUAGCAACAAAUACACAAAGAGCAGAGGCCGAGCAGCUAAGAAAAAGGCAGCCCUGCAAGCUGCACAAGAAGCUACCGAGGACAGCCCGUCUCAACUUUCCAAGUGGCCAGGGAGCCCAACUUCCCGCAGCAGUGAUGAGCUGGAUGCUUGGACAGAUUUCCGCUCUCGUACAAAUUCAAAUGCCAGUACAAUAAGUGGCCGUUUGUCACCGAUAUUGGCGAGUACCGAACUAGAUGACGUUCAGGAUGACGAUGCUCCACUUUCUCCAAUGCUGUACAAUAGUCCAUCAAGCAUGUCCCCAUCGGUAAAUAAACCAUGUACUGUUGAAUUGCCUAGGUUGACUGAUAUGGCAGGCACAAUGAACUUGAAUGAUGGACUGACAGAUAACCUCAUCAUGGAUGAUCUUUUGGACAAUAUAACGCUCCCCUCUCCCCAGCAGUCACCAUCAGGGGGGCUCAUGCAAAGAAGCUCCAGUUUUCCAUAUGGUUCCAAAGGUUCCGGACUUGGUUCUCCAUCAAGUAAUUUCAACAGUGCUGUGUUUGGACCAUCAUCUCUGAAUUCCCUUCGUCAGUCUCCCAUGCAGACCAUUCAAGAGAACAAGCAAGCUACCUUUUCUUCCAUUUCUCAUUAUAACAACCAGACGCUGCAGGAUCUGCUGGCAUCUGAGUCACUUAGUCACAGUGAUGUCAUGAUGACGCAGUCUGAUCCACUCAUGUCUCAAGCCAGCACUGCUGUGUCUGCCCAGAAUUCACGCAGGAGUAUCAUGCUUCGUAGUGAUCCAAUGAUGUCAUUUGCUGCUCAGUCCAGCCAGGGAAGUUUGGUCAAUCAGAACCUGCUCCACCACCAGCAUCAAUCUCAGAAUUCUUCUCUUGGUGGCAGUCGUGCCUUGUCAAAUUCCAUCAGUAACAUGGGCUUAAAUGAUACGAACAACUUAGGGUCGGCCAAACACCAGCAGCAGUCACCCCUCAAUCAGUCUAUGCAAACCCUUUCUGACUCACUCUCAGGAUCUUCUUUGUAUUCCACUAGUGUGAACCUUCCAGUCAUGGGGCAUGAUAAAUUCCCAAGCGAUUUGGACCUGGAUAUUUUCAAUGGAAGCUUGGAAUGUGACAUGGAGUCCAUUAUCCGCAGUGAACUCAUGGAUGCAGAUGGGUUGGAUUUUAACUUCGAUUCCCUCAUCUCAGCUCAGAACGUUGUCAGUCUGAAUGUGGGGAGCUUCACUGGUGCUAAGCAGGCUUCGUCACAGAGUUGGGUGCCAGGCUGAAGGAUCCUUGAGAAAAGGGGAAAUGGGCAAAGCAGGCCCUUAAACUGACAUGAGACCUAAAGAGAGAACCCUUUGCCAAAUCUGCUGUCAGCAAGUGGACAGUGAUACCGUUUACAGCUUAUGAUCUUUGUGAACCCUGCAUUAUUUUCCUAAUGAAGCAGAGACUGUUAAUGGGCCCCUUAUCCAAGCGAAGAGCCUCCUUUUUCGGAAUUGAACUCGUUCUAAAGUAUGCAAAAUCUUCCUUUUAUGGGAUGGUCAAGCACCUACUGUGGAGACAAUGUUCAGCGCCAUCCUGUUGAGAACACACUGUGUAGCCUUUACCGUAGUUAUUUGUCAAUGAGUAUGUGGUGUUUCAAUAUAUUAAUGGUUUAUGGGUUAUUUUAAUUUGGCUUCUAUUUUGGGGGGUUUCCCCAUCUCACCCCUCUAACCUUCAGUUUGUUUGUUUUUUUAAAGAUGUUUUAACCAUUUUCUCUUUCUCUCCUUGUGCAUCUGAAAUACAGUGUAUGCACAAUGAAAGGCUAUACUAAUUACCAUUACCCAACAUAGCUUCAGACAUCAGCACUACCUGAGUAUGUAGCAUUCAUUACACCAAGCAACUGACUGAAGUCCAGAGAGAGAUGGCUUGUGGGUUUGGUUUUGUUUGUUUUUUGACUUUUUUUCAAAUCUUUUCUUCAAUUUAAUGGUACAUACCUUGUUUUUCCAUAAACAUCAAACCAGAGUUGAUUACAUAACAAGAGAAACUAGCAAGGUUGCUAGUUGCCAGUCCUGUCCAGUGUUUGUAAGGACUGAGUGAGGGUGCCAUUUCAUAGUGUUUACUGAUUCAGCACCUGAUUGAUUUGAUCGAUCUCACCUAUUGCAUUAUGUUAGCAGAGCUGCCCUAAUGGUUGCAGUGAAUAGAAUUAGUCUGCCUCAGCAGUUUGGAAACUGGUUGAUCUUAAAACAAGUAAUAAGAUAAGCUGUCCACCCAACACAGGUUGAAUGUAACCACUUGUAAGGAAAUGGUUUAAAAAGGAAAGGGAAGUAAAAUAUAUGACAUUGCAGAAAAGAUAACUUACAGUAUAUGCAUCAACAGUGACUUACAGUAGAGUCAUCAGAAGUUCAAAUGCAGAUCACUGCAGGGUAAGUUAUUACAUCAGUGAUUUUUCUUACAUACAUAUCCUUGAUUAUUUUUUCCUUCUCACUAUGCGUAACCCAAUCUGAAAGAAGAAGCUGUAGAGGGAAAGGCAAGAAAGUAAUGCUAUACAAACGGCUUUUCAUAUAAGCUUAGAUAGUAAUUGGAUAAAUGACACUGAAAGACAAGGCAGUUUUAUAUGUUUUGCUUAUAUGGGUUUCUUUUGUAAAAUGAAUAACAAUGAAUGAAUAAUAAUGAAUAAAAGGUAUGGUGCUGCUGUAUAGAUUCUCUCUAUAAUCUGGAAAGCUUGAUUACUUUUUAUUACUAUUUUUUGGGGGGGGAGGAAAAAAGAGGAGGAAACACCAAUGGUACAUAAGAACUUGGUAUGAAGACGCUCUGAAUAGGACAGUGUAUACAUACUUCUCCAAAGUGAUAUAUGAAGACUUUUUUCUUUGCAUAAAAGCAUUAUGCAUAUAAAUAUAUAAAUAUAUUUUAUUAUGUACAGAAAUGGAUCAUUAUGCAUGGAUGUUAGGAAAACAAGCUAGCAUUUUAACCCAAAGUUUCAGUGCAUGAGUUCCCACUGACACACGUACCAUGCAAUGUAGAGUGACUCCCUUUCGGCACCACCACACAUGCACGCAUACACACACACACAAACUCACACACACAUUUGUGGGCCCCAUCUUGCUCCUUACUUUCCAGUUCCCUGAAGUAAUAUUGGUGAAAUAACAGCUCCUAGUGUGAUGGAAAAUUUGUUUUGUAUUGUAACCUCCUCAUGCUUGUGCUGUUCUAUUUUAUAGAUGAACCUGUUGAUUUCAUCCUGCCCUUUACUGAAUAUGUAAACUCUGUGCAGUUGUGAUUAUAGUAGACCCAUAGCAUAUCAAGCAGCUAAGAGUUUAUCAUUUUCAUUAAAUGAAACAACAUUUUUUUAAAUUAAGGUGGUCUAUUUAUCAAUGGCAGGGACUAGUUUAUUGUUUUUUUCUUUAUCAUCAGAAUUAGUUGAUGAUUCACAUUACUGAUCUUCCCAUUUGAGGUGAUAUUUCGGGUAACCAGCUACCCAGUACGAUAAUGGUGUACAGCAGUCAUCUGUUUUAGGGGUCAGUUCACUUACAGGAGUCCAGAUGCAGGCACCUUUUACCAAAGUUAGUAAAGAGCUUUAUUGCAAGCCUUCACUGUACUCGGUGUGUAUAACAGUAUCUGUCAGGUUUUUGGUACAUCAUUAAAUGUGAAUUAAACUGAGGGUGUUUUUCUUUCUUUGUCUUCUGUGGUAUUAUGCUUGCUGAUUGACAAUUUUUAAUCUUAAAGUCUCACUCUCUGAUUAAUAGGAGGGCUGUGCACAAGUACUCUGGUACAAAGCAGGCUUUGUGUUUAUUUCUGGUGUGACAUUUUGUUGAACUAUCUAUUGUCCACUGGAGGAUGGAAUACAUCGUGGUGCAGUCGUAGAGCAAGCAGCAGAUUCUCCCUUUCACACAGUCUAAUUUAAGGCAGGUUACAAAUACAUAGGUAGUACAGGAUUAUGUUACUGUAUCUACCUACCAUAUAUAUCUACUGACUGCACCUUUUUUAUUUGGAUUUCUUGGGAGAAAUAUUGGACUGACCUGUCUGCUGAUGUAACUUAAAUGGGAUAGUGCCAACAGAAAAUUUGGCCCACUUUAUAGAGUAGAGUAACAAAACAUAUUGGACCAAAUUCUGCUCUCAAGUUACGAUGAUGUAAAUCUGGACUAACCGAAGGUAGUGAGUUACUACAGAUUUACAGCACUGUCUUUCCCUGAUGCACAACCCAAGCGCCCGGGCUGUGCUCUAGGGAUCUUCUUGGGAGCAGGAACAAGGAAUCCACCACUCCAUAGCUGGUACUCCAGCAUCAGAGCAGGAAUAGCCUUAGCACUGCCUUGCCUGUGUGUCCCCUCUGCAGCGGGGAACGGCCAUCGGAUCCACUGACUCUGCCCCAUCCCCAAAUUCCUUCUGGGCAGUACAUUCUGGAGGUGAGCUCCGCGUCUUCAGAUAGUCAACGCCUGCAGCCCCACACUGCAGCAGAACUGCACCUCUUCUUCCACUGCAGGCAGAACCUGCUUGUACCCAUUUUGGAGGACAGCAUUUAUGCCAGUGACCAGGAUUUGCCCAAUCAUUCACAGUUGCACAUAAGGAGAUAUGGUCCAAUGCUGCAGUCUUUACUCAGAUGAAAUCUCCCAUUAAAUGGGCUUGCCUGUAUAAGGAUUGCAGGAUUGGGUUGUUAGAGUCCUUUCUUAAUACCAGCAAAGUUCUGUUUUGACGUUAUGACUACGGCGACAAAGACGAGUCAUUUUAUUUUUUCUUGGUACGGAACUAAUAUGUCUAAUGGAAGGGAAAGACUGCUUGUUUGAACAUACUGGGCCAGACUUUGUUACUGCAGUGUUAAUGCAGCGUGACUCCCAUGAGAUCAGUGGAGUUACGUCAGAUUUACAAAAUAUGGUUCACUUUUUUUAUAAAAUGAAGAAAAAACAGUAGGUUCAGAGACAUCCAAUCAAUGGCAGAGAAGUUAUAGAACCUUCCAAACAAAUCAAAAUCAAAGCACAAGCAAAUAAGGGGCCUAAUCCUGCUCCCAUUGAAGUUAAUGACAAAACUCUCAUUGGCUUCCACAGUGCAGUUUUGGGCCCCUAGUGUUGGGGGGGAGAAAACCUGCACUACCUGAGGAGGGAUGGACUAGAAAAACAUAGAUUUUUUCUCUCUCUAAUUUUGGUGGCCAACAUUUUCAAACUUAAAUAUGUAAAGUUAAGCACCUCAGGCUUGAAUUUUCAAGGGGCAUAAGGGAGUUAGGUGCUCUGCUUUCAUUGCUUUUCAGUGGGAGUAGGGUGCCUCACUCAUUGAGACCCCUUGGAAAAUCCCAGGCCAAAAUGUACAUUUAGGUACAUAAAAAGUGCCCCGAUUUUCAGAGGUGCAGAAUAGUCACAUCUCGUAGAGAAUCCAGCGGCAGUCACGGGGACUGAGCACCUUUGCAAAUCACUUAUUUAGGUGCCAAAGUAUGGAUUCAGAAACUCGUUUUUGAAACUUUGGCCUUGGUUCCAGGAAUAUUUUUGAGCAUUAACCCCCCCCCCACACACACACACACACAAAAGCAUGCCCAACAGAUAAAGUCUCAGAACAUAUGCACAGGUUAUUGUUUAAAUUUUGUGUUUUAAAACAUUCUAAAAAGGGUAAUGCUUAUGCAGUUUAGACAAGUCUGCUUUUAUUUAAUUUUCUUUGUGAAAUAUCUUCUCAUAUAAAUAGCUGGUUAAUAGGCCACUACCUAACUCCAGGAAUAUUUGUAUUACUGCUUUACAGAGCUAAAUGUUAGGACAUAUAUUGCUCUAAAAUUAUGUCAUUGCUUGGCAAUCAGUCUCCUAUAAUUGUUUUAGUACAUAAUGUACACUGGAAAUGCCAGCACAUGUGCAGGAGGACCAGAUGCAUUUAGUUAAUAUGAGGGGGGAACGAUUGUACGUUUUGGCUUCACAUGUUAAACUUUUUUUUUUAAAAAAAAAGUUGCAUGAUUGGAAAAUAACAUGUAUACAGUAUCUGUAAAACUGUUUUAUCUGUUUUUGUUUCACCAUGUCAAGCCAUAUAAAUUGGAAAAAUAUUAAAUCCACAGCCUGUAUGCAUGGCUGUCUUUAUAUACUGAAGAAUUGAACAGUAUAUACUUUUAAUUUAGGCAUUCUUGCACUUUCAUGUUGCAUUCUUACUGAGGAUUUUGUAAAUUAGAUUCUGCCCUGGAUGAAUAUACUACCUUACUACACAAAGAUUGGAAACACGUUUGAUUUUAAAAUCUUCCCCUUUCCAAAUGAAGUAGAGAUGCAGUGCUUACUCCACUUGGUGUUAGUAGAUAUUGCCUUGUGUAUUCCUUUUUAAAUUGUAAUCUAGUUUGUAAAAGAGAUGGUGCCGCAUGUAAAUAAAGCAUAAUGGAUCUCUA